CUGGCCGAGGGUUGCUCGCAGCGGCCAUAGGAAGGUUGCGGAGCGCUCCUGCCCGAGCUGCGCCCUGUCUCCCGGAGUGGUCUCUCGGCGCGGAGUUGCAAUGGCUCUUGCUUCAUCGCCCUUGAAAGUCUGCAUCGUGGGCUCAGGGAACUGGGGAUCUGCUGUAGCCAAAAUAAUAGGCAAUAAUGUAAAAGCAGUAAAGAAGUUCGCUUCCACCGUAAAAAUGUGGGUGUUUGAAGAAAAUAUUAAUGGAAGAAAACUGACUGACAUCAUAAAUAAUGAUCAUGAGAAUGUAAAAUAUCUUCCUGGAUACAAGCUACCAGAAAAUGUGGUUGCCAUCCCAAACUUGAAAGAAGCUGUUAAAGAUGCGGAUAUGUUGGUUUUUGUCAUUCCCCACCAGUUCAUUCAUAAAAUCUGUGAUGAGAUGACAGGGCAUGUAGCCAAGAAAGCUAUCGGCAUAACUCUCAUUAAGGGAAUAGAUGAAGGCCCAGAAGGACUCAAACUCAUUUCUGACAUCAUCCGUGAGAAAAUGGGAAUAGACAUCAGUGUGCUGAUGGGGGCAAACAUAGCCAAUGAGGUUGCAGCAGAGAAGUUCUGUGAAACCACAAUAGGCUGCAAAAUUUUGGAGAAUGGCCUCCUCUUCAAAGAACUCCUUCAGACUCCAAACUUCCGAAUUACUGUGGUGGAUGACGCAGACACAGUUGAACUUUGUGGUGCACUUAAGAACAUAGUGGCAGUGGGAGCUGGCUUUUGUGAUGGCCUUCGCUGUGGUGACAAUACCAAAGCUGCUGUCAUUAGGCUCGGACUAAUGGAAAUGAUCGCCUUUGCAAAAAUCUUCUGCAAGGGGCAGGUGUCCACUGCCACCUUCCUGGAAAGCUGCGGGGUGGCAGAUCUCAUCACCACGUGUUACGGUGGACGUAACCGGAGAGUGGCCGAAGCAUUUGUGAAAACAGGAAAGUCAAUUGAAGAGUUGGAGCAAGAGAUGCUGAAUGGGCAAAAGCUCCAAGGACCACAGACUUCUGCAGAGGUGUAUCGCAUCCUUAAGCAGAAAGGAUUGGUGGAGAAGUUUCCACUCUUUGCCGCCGUCUAUCAAAUCUGCUACGAAGGGAGGCCUGUCCAAGAGAUUAUCUCCUGUCUUCAGAGUCAUCCAGAGCAUAUAUAAAGCGUGCUUUCUUUCCAUUGUCACAGCUCCUGCCUUUCCUCUUCACGAGCAAGUCUGAAUAGAUGUAAUUAAGCCUCACAAGGAGCCGCUCCAUUAAGCAAUCAGGGCAACACUUGAAUGUCUACGGAUUUCUGCGCUUGUCAUAAAAUAGCACAGCUCCUCAGUUUAUUUUUUUAAAAAAACUGGCUGAAGUUCAAGAGGUUUUCCGAUAUAUAACGUAGCACUUACACUCCUAUUCUAAACCCAGUGGGACACGGGGAGGUCACAUCUCCCAAAAUACGUUUUUAAAGCAGCUGAUUUCCCUCUCAGCCCGGGUUCAGAUCAGGGCCACAGUUUUUGUUUGAGAGGGAGAGGUUAAUUCUUUGUCCUCAUGCAAUUUUUCUGAACUGCCAUUAGCAGCAUGAGAAGAAAGACAAGGUGCCCAUAUCAUACUUCUCUCUUGUUUCUCUAACAAGGCUGAUAAAUAACCACUGGAGGGGGCAGAUUUCUACUCUCCCCCCCCAACACACACGCACAAAGCCCCAGUCCAAAUUGGGGGCCCUCUGUUUACUUUUCAACCUGCAGUGCAGUCCUCCGCAGGGUUGUGCCCACCUAUUGACUUCAGUGGACUUAGAAGGGCCUGACUCUGCUUAGGACUGCACUGUGGGUCACGGCUGUCUCACGUUUCAUCCAGUUGCUCCCUAAGUUCAUGUUUCUUUGCACAGUGGGAAAGGCUUGAUUGUUUUUGUCUGUUGCAUUCUAACACUUCCUUUUCGUACAGGGCCUAGAAUUAAAUAUAGCCUGAAAAUGUCAUUUGCUUUGGGAUCAUUCGCUGAAAUGCACUUAAGUUCUGUAGGACGUGUUUGACUUUUAGUUAGGUUUGCACAUCACUUAACAGAAGCAUACAAGCAUUUUGGUAGGGAAUUGGCUUGAUAGCACUUACUUGGUGAGGGGGCGCCUGAGCUUUUAAACAAGAUUUUAACAGAUUUUUUUAGCAACAGAAAACUCAAAUGUGUGUUUAAGUGGAUGUUAAUAUCUUUUUCUGAAAGGGUAUACUGCAGACAGUAAAUCUUUCCCUGGUUGUUUGUUUGUUUGUAUCUCUCCUUUCUCUUCCUGUACCAUGUAAGAGUAAAUAUAAACACAGCCUUGGUGUGUGGUAGCACAUACACAGCCCACUAUGACUUUGGACUUGAGUCUGUAUACGUACGAAUUGCCCCUUAUCAGAUUUAGACGAAUAAUUGAAGUGAUGAUAUGGGGAGGGGGGUGAUCACUUGCACAAAUGCUCUGACAUGGCACCGGUAAAUGGUGAGAUAGCAGCUUGCGGCUACCUAGCUUAACCCACCUUUCCAGCACAUUUCCACAAGGUGCUGGUGUGUGAUUUUUUUUUUUGCCACAAAUCUAUUUUUGUUAUGGUUAUUAUGCCCCCAAAGGUAAUCGUUAUCUACUUUGUGCUGCCUUUGCCAAACCCUGGCAUUCUGUGGGCUCUUUGUCAUAGAGGCCAGUUCCUCAGUUCUCCCUCCCAAACCCUAAAUGUUGUGGGUCUGUCUGCCAAUCAUACACGAAGCUCUGUUCCUUAGUUGUGCUUUUGCAGUAUCCAGCAUUCCUAACAUUUCACAUGCUCAUCCACCAGUUGUAGGAGCUGCACCUCAAAAAAAAUGGGCUAGGAAUUCCUGUGAGCACAUAAUUGUAUCAUUCCUUGAACUAUGUUAAAUUAUACUGGCGUUUAUUUCAGUGCCUGUUUAUUAUGCUGCGUUAACUUGAUUGCUCUACCUUUUUUUGACAUCCCUUGAUCAGUUCCUCCCCUUGCUUUCAAAUGUAAGAAUUUUCUCGAAGCUGCUCAUAGUCUAAGCGGCCUUGGCUCCCUGAUGUCUUAAAUGAAUGAAAGACUGAGAUGAGCUAUUCUUGGGCUAGUGAAAUCAGAACAGCUGGAUCAGCUAACCUGUUUAUGUGGGGUGAAAGACACCUACACUUUUUAAAAAGCUUAUUUGUAAAGAGUCAAAUGCAUUAAUUUACAUUCUAGGAAGUACCAGAAGUUAACUCCCUGCUGGGAAAGAACUCUUGUUGUCUUUUGUAUACACUCCUGACCCUGGAGGGAUUUGGCUUGGUUUUUUAUGUUCUUUGCUGCUGACAGUUCAGAAUGAAACUCCUCUCGAUUUGUGCAGCCCAUACGAGCUUUACUGGAGGCUGAUCCUGCUUAAAACCAACAGAAAGUGCCCUGCACAGGCUUGUUGUGGGUUGCAACUGUUGAGCGUCUCCUUAUUCGGAUGCCUAGGAAUCAGUGUCCCAAAUUCAUUUCUCAGCUUGGGUAAACUUGGGGAUGCAGGAUGCUUCCCAUACACAAUAUACUAAAGGAGGUGGAAACAUGGAGAUCUUGUGUGUGGUAGUCGUGUUGCAUGCAUUUGCUGUUUGUGUGUCCUGCUACCCCCUCCCCGAACAUUCACGUGUAGGAAAAACAACAUGAAGGAGACCUUAGAAGUGGCAGUUUUUGCAGAUGGGCGGUUUGCUUUGUCAUCGCAAUGGCAUUUGAAAAACUCCGAAUUAUAGUGCUCUGCACGAUUGAAGAAUGUGAACACACGGCAAUUUGCCUUAUUCUCUGAAUUAAUUCCUCUGUUAUAUUAACUAAUGAAGAUAUACAGGAUUAGACUGCCUUAAGUGUAAUGUGGCAGGGGGGGAAACUGAAGGGGGCAUCUGAGAAUUGGGUGAUCUGGCCAUACAUCAGGCAGCUUGAGAAUGGGAAGCGCACACUCCCUCUUUGUGGUAUAUACCUGUCUGAAGCAUUUGUCCAUCUUUUGAUAUUGAACCAUCUGGUUUAAUGAUGGCUUUGUCUCUCAUCUGUAACCUACAGUGUGUAUUAACCAUUCGUGUUUUGUAUAAUAAGUAAAGGGCUAUAUAAGCUGAAUGUGAUGAAUUAACCGUACUGUUGAAUUACUUACUCCACUUAAUGAAAUGAAGACUUGUUUGUGUUUUUUCUCCUGUAAAUCCAUUCGGCUAUGAAAUCUGAUGUCAGAUUUAAUGGUAUAUUUCAUCAGACUCUGCUCAUUUUAUUUUUUCAAUAAAAGCUAAGAU
This is a messenger RNA of Gekko japonicus, 4207 nucleotides long. It is a transcript of the gene GPD1L, whose product is annotated as glycerol-3-phosphate dehydrogenase 1-like. Gene Ontology annotation, biological process: carbohydrate metabolic process; glycerol-3-phosphate catabolic process. The transcript is spliced from 8 exons. The record is from RefSeq and is a predicted model, not a curated record. NCBI's taxonomy places the organism in Eukaryota, Metazoa, Chordata, Lepidosauria, Squamata, Gekkonidae. The coding region runs from base 101 to 1162 and encodes 353 amino acids. Gene Ontology annotation, molecular function: glycerol-3-phosphate dehydrogenase [NAD(P)+] activity; NAD binding; protein homodimerization activity. Gene Ontology annotation, cellular component: glycerol-3-phosphate dehydrogenase (FAD) complex; cytosol.